Messenger RNA from Symbiodinium pilosum, 2421 nucleotides. Lineage: Eukaryota; Dinophyceae; Suessiales; Symbiodiniaceae. The record is from the annotation of a GenBank genome assembly.
AUGGGCGGUGACCAUGGCGGAUAUGCGUUCGUCAUGAAUCAAGAUGCAUCUCAAAUGGGAGGUGUCAAUGUCCAGCAGCAGAUGGCCCAAAUGCAGCCUGCCAUGAUGGCAACUGGCAAUGGGUGCAUGCAGCAAAUGGUCCUAGUGCCAAUCAUGCCUGACCAGCAGCAAGCACCGCAACAGGGAAUGCAAAUGAUGGAUCCCAACAGUGGAUGCCAAGGGUGUGGCCAAGCACAGGCUGCCUGGGGUCAGGCGAACGUGGGAGGAUGCAACGGGUGCAAUGCUUGCGGGCAAGGUGCUUGCGGGCACAGCGGGCACAGCGGGCACAUGCAAGUGCAAGAAGCGCAGCAAGCGCAGCGAGGCCCCGGCACACAGCAAAUGCCACAGCAAAUGCCACAGCAGCAGCCGCAGCAGCCGCAGCAAAAUCGGCAUCACGAGGAUCGGCAACGUGAAGCUCCAAACCAGGGCGGAGGACAGGCUUCCGACGGAGGCAACAUGCAGGUGACCUCUGCGCAGCCAGCCUCAGGAGCUCCAGUCUCUUCCACACCAGCUGCAGCGCCAGCUGCAGGCAAGAAGAAGCUGCUCAAUAAAAAAAUCGACAAGCAGGCCGCCAGCACUCAAGCUAGCACAGCUGCAGGCCCAGCUGCAGGCCCAGCUGCAGGCCCAGCUGCAGGCACAACCGCCACCAACUCACAGGCUCCCAGUUCACCUCCAAAACCACAAGCCAAAUCACCCGCGGACCCUCCCGCACAGGCUGGACCGCGCAGUGAAUCGACUGGAGCAGGAACCAACGGGACGUCUGCUUCUGCCCCUGUGCAGAGAUACCAGCCGACGCCCAUGCCAGCAAAAGCCAGUCAAAUUUCCGUUCACCAGUUUGCCUCCUCCAUCAAGGCCCUGAACUUGGAACCCAUGAGAUCAUCAUUGAACACCACCAAGCGACAGCAGAACCAUAGGGACGUUCCCUUCGACCCGGCGACUGUGAGGUUGCCUGAACAAGCUCCACAACAGCACCCAAUCCAGUCAACGCAGGCUGUACAGCAAACAGCAGCGAUAGCAGCACAGCCCACUCCUUCCCCGCAACCAUCUCCUUCUCCGCCAGCACAGCAGCUUGCGCAGCCUCUCUUCAAGUCAUUUCAAUUGAAGGCAAAGGCAAAGGCAGCGGAGGAGGGUGAAACAAAAGAAGGCAAACAGUCCGAGACUCCAAAGGAGCCCAUAGCGGAUGUUCCGCCUGUGAUUGUCAAGGACCGACGUGCUAUUGGCCGAGGCCGUGAGCUCAUGCUCAGAAUUUGGCAGAUGCACAAGGGGGAGCUGCACGGUGCCGUUGCAGAGCUAUCAGUGAGCAUCCGCCCUGGAGACAAGACACCUGCUAUGGAAAGGAAGAAACCUCUCAAGCGGGAGGAGGCACCUGAUCGAGCCAACAUCUUCGGGACCGACAUGAAGAACAAGGGCAAGAAGGAGAUCCAAGUCCUGAAGCCUGGCGAGAAUGCGUACAAAGUAAAGGACAAGGCAAGCGACCGCAUGGAGGAGAUCGAACGACAUGCCCGCAGCCUGCUGAACAAGAUCUGCCCGGAUAAUCUCGGUAAGAUCGUGGACCAGCUUGCGAACAUCAAGCUUCUGAACAAAGACGAGCUGACUCAUGUCAUUCAAAUCAUCUUCAAGAAGGCCCUGGCAGAGCCUCACUACUGUGCUACCUAUGCCGACAUGGUUUACGCUUUGAAGGCAAGGUACCCCGAGUUUCCACCAGAAAGUGAAGGCGAGAAGCCUGCCACGUUCACACGGGUGCUUCUGAACAACUGCCAGAACGAGUUUGAGAACAUGCCGUCAACUUUCGAAGCAACGGAUGAAGAGAGAGUCAAGUUUCCCAAUCCAGAAGACCUGCAAGCAGAGUUGAAGCGCAAGAAGGACAUGAUGCUGGCCAACAUGAAGUUCAUCGGGCAUCUUUUCUUGCGUCAACUCCUGGCUGUAAAGGUCAUCGGGCAAGUUGUGCAUGACCUGAUCGGGAUCAAGGAUGGCAACUCCUUGCCAGAAGAGCACAUGAUUGAGUGUGUAUGCGAGCUGCUUGAGGCCAUCGGGCACACCUUGGACGAGAACACCCACGGAGAAAACUUGAUGAAUUCCUUCCAGGCGCGCCUCAGGGACUUGUCCAAGCAUCUCUCCAGUGACGGCAAGCAGGUGUUCUCAAAGCGCAUCCGCUUUGCAAUUGCCGACCUGCUGGACUUGAGGAAGAACAAGUGGCAAAAGAAAGUGUUCAAGGAGCAAGCCAUGAAGAUCAAUGAGGUCAAGGAAGCUGCCAAGGAUGCAAAAGCUCAGGGAGGCAAGCCAGGUCCAGAGUCAGGCUUCUCGACCCACAUUGCCGGACAGAAGCCCUCAUAUAUCGAUGCCGCUUGGCCUGGGCUUGGGCUCGCAGUGCUUGGAACAUGA